UCGUUUACAGUUUCUUCAGUGCAGCCAAAGUGAAACACACAGAAAGCUACGGAGCUCACGAGGUAGCAUUAGCUCCUCUUAGAAGGUAGUUUGAAAACAGGUUUGGUGUUUUCGGUAAAUAUUUCCGUGUUUUCAGUGAAAAUGUCUUCAGUUCCGCCUCAGAGAGAGUUUAUCAACGAGCAGGUAACUCCUGCUGGAGAAACAUUCACAGAGUUUAAAGAAAUCAACGUUAAGAUGGAGGAAGAGAUGGAGGAUCAGCGCAGACUGAUGGAUUUUACCCGGAUACCGAGGAUCAUCUUACACCGGAUAGAGUGGAAAGAAAUCAACGUUAAGAUGGAGGAAGAGAUGGAGGAUCAGCGCAGUCUGAUGGAUUUUACCCGGAUACCGAGGAUCAUCUUACACCGGAUAGAUCUCCCACAAUGUUGUGUGUGUAAAGAGGAGGAGGUUCUCAAUAAAACAGAACCACAGAGGAACCAACUCAUCUCUCAUGGCUCUGCAGAAGCUGAGAACCGGGAUCAGGAAGGAAUCAAUUCUGAAAACCCAGGAAAAGAGAGAAAGGAAGAACAAAAACAAAAGGAGAAAUAUGAGAAAACCAAAGAGCAGAAAGGCAGAACUGACACUUCAAAACAAAAAAAGCACAAGAAAGCUCACACAGGGCAAAAAUUAUAUUCUUGUAAAAUUUGUGAUAAAACCUUUUCUCAAAACGAUAUCUUGCUGAGACACAUAAGAAUUCACAAAGAUGAGCGGCCUUUUUCUUGUGGGACUUGUGGAAGAGGUUUCUCCCUAAAAACUAAUUUAAAUGUUCACAUGAGAAUUCACACAGGUGAGAAGCCUUUCUCUUGUGGGUCUUGUGGAAGAAGUUUCUCCCAAAAAGCCCAUUUAAAUGCUCAUAUGAAAGUUCACAAAGGUGAGAAUCCCUUCUCCUGUGGGACCUGUGGAAAGAGUUACAGUGAAAGAUGGACUUUAACUAAUCACAUGAGAAUACACACAGGUGAGAAGCCCUUCUCAUGUGGGACCUGUGGAAAGAGUUACAGUGAAAGAGGGGCUUUAACUCGGCACAUGAGAAUUCACACAGGUGAGAAGCCUUUCUCUUGUGGGACUUGUGGAAAAAGUUUCUCACAAAAAGGACCUUUAUCUUAUCACCUGAGAAUUCACACAGGUGAGAAGCCUUUCUCUUGUGGGAUCUGUGGAAAAAGUUUCUCUCUGAAAGGCCAUGUAAAUGCUCAUAUGAAACUUCACACAGGCGAGAAGCCCUUCUCAUGUGAGACCUGUGGAAAGAGUUACAGUGAACGAGGGACUUUAACUAAUCACAUGAGAAUUCACACAGGUGAGAAGCCUUUCUCUUGUGGGAUCUGUGGAAAAAGUUUCUCUCGGAAAGGCCUUGUAAAUGCUCAUAUGAAACUUCACACAGGCGAGAAGCCCUUCUCAUGUGAGACCUGUGGAAAGAGUUACAGUGAACGAGGGACUUUAACUAAUCACAUGAGAAUUCACACAGGUGAGAAGCCUUUCUCUUGUGGGAUCUGUGGAAAAUGUUUCUCUCGGAAAGGCCUUGUAAAUGCUCAUAUGAAACUUCACACAGGCGAGAAGCCCUUCUCAUGUGAGACCUGUGGAAAGAGUUACAGUGAACGAGGGACUUUAACUCGGCACAUGAGAAUUCACACAGGUGAGAAGCCUUUUGCUUGUGGGAGCUGUGGAAACAGUUACAGUAACAGAAGUUAUUUAUCUCGUCACAUGAAGACUCACUCUGAUGAGAAUCCAUAGGUCCAAAACAGAUCCGAUCUAAUUCGCAUCUAAUCUUAUGGAAAAUCUGGUCAGAUGAUGUAAACAGCAAGUUGAACAUAUUAAAGUCAACAGAUUCUUGCAGGCUGCUAGUGAUUCACUGUGAUUGUGUCUUUCACUGUCUGACCAAGAUAAACCUGAGGUCUACUUUUGCCUAGCAGCUUGUUUUCCUUAAUCCAGUUUUUUGUUUUAAUUCUCAGUCGUAUUUGUACUUAAGAUCCCCAUCAGUAUCCCAUUAGAUACUGAAGUUAAAGAGGGGAACACAUUCAGACAGGAUUAAUUUCUGUGCAUUUCAGUUUUCAUGGAGUUCUGUACCAUGUAGAAUAAUUGAGUUUAGCUUUUAUUUGAAGUUUCUGUGUAUGACUGGAUGUAAAAUACUUUAGAAAUGAAAGCAGUGAAAUGUUCUUGUUUUUCCAUAAAUAAAACUCUGAUGUUUGUUUGAAAAAAAUCUCUAAAAUAAUUUUGAUCUGGUCAGAUUUUGAUUUAGAGCUAACCACAGAGAGGUUUUUAUGUUCCCAAAUUUUUGUCAUUGUUACACUUUGCUAUGAGAAGCAAAGUAUAUUAUUAAAAAGGUUUGUUAAAAUAUACACUAGUAUUUUGAGCAGAAUAUGCUUUUUAAUAACUGUUGACUUGAAUAAAUAUCGAUGGAUUAUUCA
Molecule: messenger RNA, 2435 nt
Organism: Xiphophorus couchianus (Monterrey platyfish)
Lineage: Eukaryota; Metazoa; Chordata; Actinopteri; Cyprinodontiformes; Poeciliidae
Product: gastrula zinc finger protein XlCGF57.1-like
Exons: 3
Coding region: 142-1761 (539 amino acids)
Biological process (GO): regulation of immune system process; negative regulation of transcription by RNA polymerase II; regulation of cytokine production
Cellular component (GO): chromatin; PcG protein complex; transcription regulator complex
Molecular function (GO): DNA-binding transcription repressor activity, RNA polymerase II-specific; RNA polymerase II cis-regulatory region sequence-specific DNA binding
Source: RefSeq, a predicted model, not a curated record